Messenger RNA from Aspergillus chevalieri, 1938 nucleotides. RefSeq lists its product as uncharacterized. The transcript is spliced from 2 exons. NCBI's taxonomy places the organism in Eukaryota, Fungi, Ascomycota, Eurotiomycetes, Eurotiales, Aspergillaceae. The record is from RefSeq and is a predicted model, not a curated record. Bases 1 to 1938 code for a protein of 645 amino acids.
AUGAGCCAAUUCCGCCUCUUCCCCCCUCUCACCCCAACAUCAACAACCAAAGACAACCUCCCCUCUCGAGGCGGCAGAGGCAGAAAAGUCCUAGUCGGCAGCUCCUCCCCAUCUACAUCAACAGUUUUAGAGGACCUAAGGGGCUCUCGGAAAACGGAUGCUGUGCUCCGCCAAAUCGGGGAGAAUGCGAAAGCCAUCCAGCCACCAAAACCACCGCCAAAGGCGCAUGUUACCAAACCGGCUUUGAAAUCUGAUAUAUUUGGCGGUGCGAAUGGAAGGGAUGGGGAGAGACAAGAGCCGGAGCGGUUAGCUUUGUCCAGCUCAAGUACGCUUGCGGACAAUCGGUCACCGGGGCGGUUUUCGGCAUUGAGUAUUCCCAUCAAAUCGAUCUUCCCACGGUAUAAUCCGAAUCUGCCUCUCAGCGAGCAGGAAUAUUAUCCUCAGAUAUCAGACAGCAACUCGAGAUCUCGUCAGAAACCAAAGGGUCUAGUCCUUUCGCCAGAACCGGAGAUCGACCGUGCCCUAGGUCCAAAGACCGUGCCGGCAAGCGUGAUGGAAUUCCUACCGGGUCUUCUCGACUCUGUCGAGGUGCAUUAUUCCUCUGCGAUAGACCUUCAAGGCCUCUGGGAAGCUGCCAAUGGCCAACGACUGGAGAACCAAACCGCAAGCUUCAAAUUACGUCUUACACGAACCGACCCAACAACAUUCACAUUCAGCGACCCCCAACACCAACACCCCUUCUACACCCUCCGACUUACCACCCCCGCCGAACUAACAAUCUCCCGAACAAACCCCACCAAACCAACAAACAGCAUCCCAAUCAUGACCCUAGCCCUCAAGGACCGCACCCGCCGAGAGCACCCAAACGACGGCCUCGUCUCAAUAGUCUCCUCUCGUUUAGCAGCAAUGCUUGCCGUCGAACAGGCCGACGAAGUCGCAAGAAAGCAACAUCUAACCCCAUCAGAAGCACUAGACGCACAAAGAAAAGCACUCAAGCGAGCAGAGGAGCAGGAAUCUUGUCGCUUGGCAUGGAAUCAUGAUCUCCGAUUAUACACACUCGAGCACCCAUCAUUCUCAAAACAGGCGACGCCAGAUCUCAUCAGCGCAGCUGGUAUCCCUCUUUCACCUGCACGCCCGAAGGGCCCUGGUGCUGUACAUAUCACCGUCUCAACACCAUCACCAUCACCAACCCAUACUACAAAGCAACCCCAAUCCCAACCAUCAACAAUCCUAGCAACAGCACCGACGCCCUCAAACUCCACAUCGACGGGAUCUGCUCGUCUCGCACCAACACCACGUACCUCAAUGCUCCCCCUCACGGACACAGACGAUCCAUUAGCAUCUUUGGAUCUCUCUACCAGAACACUAUGUAUAUCCUCGAAUGCAGUGAUUGCAACAAUACCAUCGCUGUACGCGAUUGACUCUGUGGUUGCGGGGAUUCUUGCUGUCGCUGUUGUGGAUGAGGGGAGUCGAGGCGUGCUUAUGGGGAUGGAGAUGGGAACUGGGUGUCAGAACCAGGGUACAAGGCAGGAGUUAUUUACGACGGUUGCAGAGAGGGAGGAUGUGGCGAUGGGAUGUGAUCUUGUGGAGAGGUUUGAAUCGGGUCCUAAUACUGGCGCUGUCAACGACGACAAGCAAGAACCCAGCAAUAGCGAUACCAAGCCCCCCUUCUGGAACAGGCUUCGCAAACCACGACCCCAAAAACCGAAACAAAAGAACAAACAAAUCGUAAUCGAAGAAUUCGACCUGGAGAAAUAUGGCCGCUACGGACCUAGUUCCUCACGGGAGGGAGAGAAACUACCCUCUAUCGCACGGGGAGUGUUAAGGGUAUUAUUCUGGGGGUUAGAUCUGGUGGUUAAAAUGCUCACGGCGAUGGUCAAGAUGUUAGCUUGGAUACUGGUCAAUCUGACGAGGUGUGUUACUAGUGAACGGUUUUGA